CCGAAAGUGAUCCAGAACCGAUUCUAUGCCGAUACAGGAUAUGAUGUGGAUAUCCGUGAUUUCUGCAGUACCCACGACGUGAAGUACCAGAGCUUCUGGUCCCUUACUGCCAAUCCACACUUGGUUAAUAACCCGUUGAUUACCACUCUGGCUCAACACAGGAACAAUACCAACGAACAG
Messenger RNA from Sphaeroforma arctica JP610, 180 nucleotides. RefSeq lists its product as hypothetical. The record is from RefSeq and is a predicted model, not a curated record. The transcript has a single exon. The annotation marks the transcript as partial. Lineage: Eukaryota; Ichthyosporea; Ichthyophonida.